Rhopalosiphum maidis (corn leaf aphid) is the source of this 1266-nucleotide messenger RNA. RefSeq lists its product as uncharacterized. Gene Ontology annotation, cellular component: plasma membrane. The coding region runs from base 1 to 1266 and encodes 421 amino acids. The record is from RefSeq and is a predicted model, not a curated record. The transcript is spliced from 6 exons. Gene Ontology annotation, biological process: sensory perception of smell; detection of chemical stimulus involved in sensory perception of smell. Gene Ontology annotation, molecular function: olfactory receptor activity; odorant binding. Lineage: Eukaryota; Metazoa; Arthropoda; Insecta; Hemiptera; Aphididae.
AUGACGUUUGAUAUAAGAUUACUGGAACCAAAGGAAGUAUCCUUAAACUUGAGAUUGUUUAAACUAUUUCGUUUUUUUCAUCUAUUUGAUCCAAAAACCCGAAAAUUUUACCAUUUCAACGUUUACCAUCUAGUUUGGUACUUCAUAAAUUUUGUUAUUGGUAGUAUAGUAAUCUACGGAUUGUCUGGUUAUUUUACUGAGAUGGAAGAUGUAAUCGACAUCGUUUUUAACUUACAGUUAAUGUUUUGUUGUUUAAUUUAUUCUCUAAGUUUACUUAAAAUAAUCACAUUUAUAUACAAAGCAAAUUACAUUUGGGAUUUACUCCGUGUUACUCAUUUAAAUUUUCUAACGAGCAUACAGUGUCAAACACAUAUUGGAAUUCUCCAUAAAUAUCGCGAAAAAUCAAUAAAAAUUACAAAUUACCUAAGUGUUUUUGCAAUUACAAUUACCAUCCAAUGGUGCUUGUAUCCUUUAGUUCUGCUGUUGUUACAAAAAGAAGAUGCAAAUCAAUCAAAUCGACGGUUUGAGAAUAUUUUCAACUUUCGGUUCCCCGUGACUAUUAGUUACUACAAUAAUAAUUAUGUUAUAUUUUAUAUUACGGAGACAUCCUUUGAAAUGUUUCUGUUGUACGUAUACGUAGUGAUUGAUAUCUUCUUUAUUUCUAUUUGCUAUAUUAUGAUUGCUCAUUAUGAGAUGAUCAAAAAAGCUUACGAAGGUGUCAACAGUGAAUGCAAUUCUGAAAAUAAUAAUGAAAACAAAAAUUAUUAUAAUAUGAACGACUGUUUCGAUGAUUUAGUAUUAAUUUUGAUGGAUCAACAAAAACAUUUCGUGAAGUUAAAAUUAUUUUAUUCUACGUAUAAGUUUAUUAUUUUAUCAACUGUAAUAAUAAAUUCCGGGUCUAUCAUAAUUUUAACAUAUGCAUCAGUUGUGAUAUUUACGUCAUCAGAAUCUAUACCAAUUCUUGGUGUAAUCAAGUUAAUAUCAGCGUUUGGUUACCUGUUAAUAAUUUUAUUUUUUCUUUGCAAUUUAUUAGAAAGCAUUCAUAAUAAAAUGGAAUCCGUUCACUUUGGGAUGUAUAGUUGUAAUUGGACUUCAAUGAAUUUAAGAUCAAAAAAAAUGUUAUUGUUAUCAAUGAAAAUGAAUAAUGCUAAUAGAUUUAUGAUUAAACUAACACCGAGAAAAAUUGUCAAUCUACAAUUAUUUAAUAGCGUAUUAAUCACAUGCUAUAACGUUCUAUCAGCUAUGUUGAAUACUCUAUCUAAAUAA